CAUAUUAGAAUAAAAACAAGAUGACGGAAAUGUGAAAAGUUGUACACACAUACACAAAAACUUUUAAUUUUUUCUUUUUACUACAAUAGAAUUGUUCAGAAUGAAGGGAAGAUUUAGUACGAUAGAUAUCACAGCCGUGAUACGUGAAUUAUUAAGAUUUGUUAGUAUGCGUGUGAUGAAUGUGUAUGAUGUAGACAACAAAACCUACCUCAUUCGUCUUGGAAAACCGGAUGACAAGGCGAUGAUUUUGAUGGAGUCUGGUAUAAAGUUACACAGUACCGAGUUUGAGUGGCCAAAAAAUCCUGCUCCCUCUGGAUUUUCUAUGAAAAUGAGAAAGCAUCUGAAGGGACGUCGUUUGGAGAGUGUUCGACAGUUUGGAGUAGAUCGUAUUGUGGACUUGGCCUUCGGUUCAGGAGAGGCAGCAUACCAUGUUAUACUGGAGUUGUACGAUAGGGGUAAUAUAGUGUUGACAGAUUAUGAGUACACGAUCCUCAACAUUUUACGUCCUCGUACAGACCAGAGUCAGGAUGUGAGGUUUGCAGUGAGAGAAACAUAUCCACUAGAUAGCGCUAAACAACAUGAGCUACCCACAGAAGAAAAACUAAGGGAGAUAAUCCUUCCUGGAAAAGUAGGUGAUCCACUGAAGAAGCUGCUGAUCUCUCAUUUAGAUUAUGGGCCAGCUAUGAUAGAACAUUGUCUGUUAACGGCCGGAUUCCCAGAGAAUGUUAAAAUUGGUAAAGGAUUUGAUAUCACUAAAGAUAUGCCAAAGUUGCUGAUUGCUAUAGAGGAAGCAGAGGGACUUCUGAAUUUAUUGCAGACACAGAACUCAAAGGGUUUCAUAAUCCAGAAGUCGGAGAAAAGACCAAAUGCCAAGGAAGGGGAACCAACAGAGUUACUUACCUUUGAUGAAUUCCAUCCCAUGCUCUUCAAACAGUAUGAGAAACGACAUGUUGUAGAAUUUGAAUCCUUUAAUAAGGCAGUUGACGAGUUCUACUCCAAGAUGGAGAGUCAGAAAAUGGAACUGAAGACUUUGCAACAGGAGAAGACGGCAUUGAAGAAGUUGGAUAAUGUAAGGAGAGAUCAUGAGAAGAGAGUUGAAGGUUUACAGAAGGAACAAGAAGUUGAUAAAAUGAAAGGACAGCUUAUAGAGAUGAAUCUUGAUCUUGUUGACCGAGCCAUAUUGAUUGUCAGGAGUGCCAUAGCUAACCAGAUAGACUGGACGGAGAUACACAACCUUGUCAAAGAGGCACAGAUGGAUGGUGAUCCUGUUGCCAUGGCAAUCAAAGAUCUCAAACUGGCAACCAACCACAUCACUCUUCUCUUACAGAAUCCAUAUGUAGACAGUGACUUCGAGGAAGAUGAAGAUGAUGAUGAACCUAUAAAACCAAUGAAGAUAGACAUUGACCUGGCACUCAGUGCAUAUGCCAACUCCAGAAAAUACUUUGAAAAAAAGAAGCAAGCAGCUGUGAAAGAACAGAAAACUGUGGAUGCAUCUCAGAAGGCAUUCAAGUCUGCAGAGAAAAAGACAAAGGAAACAUUGAAAGAUGUUGCAACAGCUGCCUCUAUCAAUAAAGUCAGGAAAACACACUGGUUUGAGAAGUUUUUAUGGUUCAUCAGUUCAGAGAAUUUCCUGGUGAUUGGUGGCCGAGAUCAACAACAGAAUGAGCUUAUUGUGAAACGAUACUUGAAACAAGGUGAUAUUUAUGUGCAUGCUGACUUACAUGGUGCCAGCAGUGUAAUUAUCAAGAACAAUACAGGGGAACCAGUGCCACCAAAAACAUUGAAUGAAGCGGGAACCAUGGCCAUAUGUAAUAGUGCAGCCUGGGAUGCAAAAGUGGUAACCAGUGCAUGGUGGGUGUACCCAAGUCAGGUAUCCAAGACAGCACCGUCUGGAGAGUACCUGACUACUGGAAGCUUUAUGAUCAGAGGAAAGAAGAACUACUUACCUCCAUCAUACCUUAUCUAUGGAUUCGGACUUCUUUUCAAGUUGGAAGAAGGAAGUAUCCCUCGUCAUGCAGGUGAACGAAAAAUCAGAACUGCAGAAGAAGAUGAAAUGUCUAUUGCUGAUUCUACAGUAGCGGAAAGCGAAAUUACUAUGGAAACAAUCAGUGAUAAUGAAGUAGACUCUGAUGAUGAAACGGAGCAGAAAGAUAAUGAAAAUGAUGAUGAAACUGAAAUAAAAAAUGCUAAAAAUGUCUCAAAACAGAGUGAUGAAAAUGAGGAAACUGAAAAUAGUGCUAGUCAACAGGUUAAAGUUGAGACUGAAUGUGAUGUGGAAAGUGUUGUGAAGGAAGAAGAAAUCUGUGAUAAUACAACCAGUGAUAGAACUGUUGAUGGUGUUGACACCAGUGAAGAUAUAAUUGUUGGGAGACAGUGUGCACCUGUGAAUCCACAACAAAAUGUGGAGUUCCCAGAUACAGAGAUCAGUCUGCAUCAUGUGAAAGGAGAUAAGUAUGAGUUAUCAAGAAGUAUAUCCCAACAGAGCUCUGGAAGUGAUCAGAUAUUCCUCGGUGAUAAUCAGGUCGUUACAUUUGGAGAAAAGAAAUCAGCAACAGGGCCAAAAUUAUCUGCAAAACAGAGACGUGAAAUGAAGAAGGCUAAAAAGCAAGGGCAACAGAUGGCUGUACAAAAUGAAGCUGAAGAGGACAGGGAUGAAGUGUCGUGGCUACUGGAUGACAGCCAGGGCAGGGGUAGAAACAAGGCAAGGAAGGAGGAGAAAGAAACGCAGGAGCAACAACAGCAACCUAAAAGAGGGCAGAAGGCAAAGAUGAAGAAAUUGAAGGAGAAAUACAAGGAUCAAGAUGAAGAAGAAAGACAACUCCGUAUGGAAAUACUUGCUUCUGCAGGCAGUAAGAAGGAAGAUAAAAAGAAGAAGGGAAAGAAGGAUGAAAAGGGACGCCCACAGUCGGCAGUGGAUAAGAAACCCCAACAACAACAGAGGAAAAAGCCAGAACUUGUUGAUAUCAUUAUAAAAGAUGUUGAAAGCACAAAAAUAUCAGAGGGUCCUGCCAACAACAAGGAGGCUGUUGAUUCACAGGGCAAUGAAGACGAUGACAAACUGGAAGAUGAUACGCAAACUACUGAUGAUCAGCAAAUAUUGAACUCACUGACUGGUAUACCAAAUAUUGAAGAUGAACUGCUCUUUGCACUGCCAGUCUGUGCUCCAUACAAUGCUCUCACAAAUUAUAAGUACAAAGUCAAGUUGCUACCUGGGUCAACAAAAAGAGGAAAAGCUGCUAAAAUUGCCAUCAACAUGUUUCAAUACGAUAAAACCAUAACACCUAGAGAAAGAGACCUUGUGAAAAUAUUGAAGGAUGUGGACAUGUCGAGAAACAUUCCAGGAAAGGUGAAGGUCACAGCCCCAAAUAUCAGCAAGGUCAAGAGGAAGUGAAUAGUAAAUGAUACAUCCAGCUUCAUAGAAGUGACUAUAAACAAUACAAAAUGUGCAAUUAAUAUAACACGAUUUACUUACACAGAAAAAUAAGUAUUAGUUUACAGUGAAUGGGACUCCCCUCUCGAGUUAUUUCAAAGUUUUAGAGAUUUUGGAAACACACUAAUAUCUUUUAUUACAAAUUAAAAUUGAAAAUAGUGCAAUUGGAUGUUUUGGGCAAUACUUGAUGUUUUGGGCAAUACUUAAAACCUAAGUAAGACAACCAUACAGUAAAAUCAUAAAGAAAAUUCAUUUGCUGUAAAGUGUUCACAACAGUGUACAGCAAGACAUUCACCUUCAGAUAGACAUACCUAUUUGUGAUUCUUGAUAUUCUAGAUAAAAGAAAAUGAAAAGUAGAUAAUAAUCUCACAGAGAGUCCCUUUAAAACAGAUUCCUGUUUUGUUUUUAUUUAUAUUUAUGCAGCAACUUGAAAAAAUAAAGUGGGCUUUUGAAAUACACAAAAUAUGUUUUUGUUUGUUAAAUGUUCACAAGUUUAAGUACAUGCUUUAAUUUUUGAGCUAAUUCUGAUACAGCUAUGAAAUGGUUUCUGUCAUAAUGCUUCAAAAGCCUUUGCCAUUGUCAACAUCUCAUCCCUCCUUAACAAAAGUUUCAGAAGAGAUUUUGCCAGAAAAAAAGAGCUAUUUGGUUUUAAAGUGUCACUAUAUUGCAAAAUUGUGUAAUAAAUUGAAAUAAUU
Messenger RNA from Mercenaria mercenaria, 4125 nucleotides. Its product is annotated as ribosome quality control complex subunit NEMF-like. Gene Ontology annotation, biological process: ribosome-associated ubiquitin-dependent protein catabolic process; rescue of stalled cytosolic ribosome. The transcript is spliced from 28 exons. Gene Ontology annotation, cellular component: RQC complex. Gene Ontology annotation, molecular function: ribosomal large subunit binding; tRNA binding. The coding region runs from base 101 to 3391 and encodes 1096 amino acids. NCBI's taxonomy places the organism in Eukaryota, Metazoa, Mollusca, Bivalvia, Venerida, Veneridae. The record is from RefSeq and is a predicted model, not a curated record.